AUGACUGGCACCAUCUUCACCUACACCACUGGCCAAGUCCAACCUGGCACUGUGGUACAGCAUGCUACCAAUGGCAAGACCAUCAGCCUGACAGUCCCCAACAACAAGGUAGCCCUCCUUGGCUUGCUUGCCUGCAACAGGUGCCGGCAGAACUGGAUCAAGGUUUCCUCCAACCAGAAGGUCUCCCUGUGCCUUGUCACCAUCCCAGAGGACCAAGACAUCACCAGGAUCAAGUGCCACACCUGUGCCACCAAGACCUGCAACCUCAACCCUGGCUACCUCACCCACUGGUGGCUCACCAAGGCAACUCUGCUCUGGGAGUUUGGCCUGUGGGUGACUGGUGAUGGAAGCCGUCCAACCUCUCCUGAGGCCAAGGACUUCUUCUCAUACUUCAAGAAUUUGGUGGGACACACUCCUCACCUCAUCCUCUCCCAGCCAACUCUGCCUCCUGGCGCUUCCCAGACCUUCAAGGCUGCCUACCAGGCAUGGUUCAACAAGGAGUUCCUCCAAGGCAACCCCCGUGAUUCCCCCAUCAAGCCCAAGAUCCCAGGUGUAUACAACUACCCCUUCAGCUGGAGUUCUGCCCCCCAUAACUAG
Molecule: messenger RNA, 597 nt
Organism: Cutaneotrichosporon cavernicola
Lineage: Eukaryota; Fungi; Basidiomycota; Tremellomycetes; Trichosporonales; Trichosporonaceae
Exons: 1
Coding region: 1-597 (198 amino acids)
Source: RefSeq, a predicted model, not a curated record